Manihot esculenta (cassava) is the source of this 1116-nucleotide messenger RNA. RefSeq lists its product as uncharacterized. The record is from RefSeq and is a predicted model, not a curated record. The transcript has 3 exons. The coding region runs from base 162 to 656 and encodes 164 amino acids. NCBI's taxonomy places the organism in Eukaryota, Viridiplantae, Streptophyta, Magnoliopsida, Malpighiales, Euphorbiaceae.
UAUUAUUGUUUUGACUUGUAUCUUUACCUUUAGGCUGCAUCUGGGACUAAGGGUGGUUCAAGUGGUUCCCCAGUGAUUGAUUGGCAAGGCAGGGCUGUGGCCUUGAAUGCUGGCAGCAAGUCUUCUAGUGCUUCUGCAUUUUUCUUACCUUUAGAACGAAUAUGGCCAGGGGUAAAGGUAAAGAAGAUGCACGUAAUGCUGAUCGUGGUGUUUUAACGGGUACAGGUAGAGGCCGAGGCCGAGGUGAUCCAGAAAUUAUUCGUGGUCGAGGCAUUAUAACCACUGCACCUUCUUCAGUUGACUUUAGAGCCCCAGCACUUACUCCAACAACCCCUGUAUCAUACUCAGCCCCUGCAGCCCCUCCACUUACUCCAGUUGCCCCCACUGCCCCAACUUCUUCAAGUUCUAUUCCGGGAUCGAGUGCUAGUCGAUCUGCAUCCUCAUCCUCAUCACAUGCUACUAGGACCUACUGUUAUGUGCAUGCAAGUGGAAAUCUUAUGCCUUCUGAGAAGACAUCUGGUGCCUGCACAAAGAUCUUUCAAAAGUACAAUGUGGAGGAGGGUUCUUCCUGGAAGAAUAUCCCACAAUCCACAAAAGAUUUUUAUUUUAGAGAGUUUGAGGUACGCAAUAUAUUAUGCAUUCUAACAAAGAUAUAAUGUCUUAUAAUCUAUGUUGUAUUAUACAUGUGUUUUUUAAAUUAAUUUACAUAAAGAAUUUCAUUGGGAUGAGGGAAGUGCUGCAAUAGUGAGGAAGGCAUGGAAUAAAAAAGCAGCUACCCGAUACAAAGACUUUCUGACAAAUGAAAAGAAGAAAAAAAAGAGGAGUGCUUAUAUAUCAAUUGAAGUUUGGGAUAAAUGGAAUUUAGAUUGGAGUACUCCAGAGUAUGUAGCAAAGUCAACGAAGUACUCAAAGAACCGCCUAACAGAGAAGGGAGGUGAAGGAGCUAGUCCUUCUAAACAUACAGGUGGGUCCAUAACACAUGAGGAGCAUGCUAGACGCAUACAAAAUGCUAAGACAGACAAAGCUCCUCCAACAGCAGCUGAGUUGUUUCUCCACACCCAUACAAAGAAGAGUGAUCGCAACAAAUUUGUUGAUAAACGAGCUGAAAUUGUUUAU